Scomber scombrus (Atlantic mackerel) is the source of this 572-nucleotide messenger RNA. It is a transcript of the gene c12h10orf53, whose product is annotated as chromosome 12 C10orf53 homolog. The transcript is spliced from 3 exons. The record is from RefSeq and is a predicted model, not a curated record. Bases 1 to 279 code for a protein of 92 amino acids. NCBI's taxonomy places the organism in Eukaryota, Metazoa, Chordata, Actinopteri, Scombriformes, Scombridae.
AUGCCAGCAAACGCACGGGUGACACUUUGCUACGGACCUUAUGAAUCAAAUGGAGUCGUAAAGCACAGGACGUCCCGCCUUCAGGGUCUCAAGGCUGCUCUGAGAGCGCGCGGGCACCAGUGCGUCUGGGAAGAAACGAGCCAGCGGAACAUGGUGGAGCUCGUGGUCAACGGGGAGACCGUCUUCACCUGUGAUAUCAAGCAGCUGGAGUUUGGUGGAGAUGGUAAACUGGACCCUGUUUGCAAAGAAGCUGUUGCUGCUGUGGAGAAUGCCCACUGAAGAUAACAGAAAGCCACUCAGCUUUUAAAUAAAAUAGAAUAAAUACAUACAGUACAAGUAAAAGUUUGGAUACAUCGAAUUGGCUACAUUAACUUUAUUGCAAUUUUAUUUGUAUUGUUAAAUGAAUUCACAGGUGUGCUGGUGAUGGGCUGGAUUUAUAGCUAGCCCCUGUGGGCCACUGCCCCGGGGCCCCAUACCCACAGGGCCCUCAAAACUUCCCACAUUCGCUGUAUGGGAGUUGGUGUUGGUAAUUUAGUUAAGUGCAUAUUUGUUAGGUUAUUUACACCAUAAAA